UCUUACCAUUGUUUUUUUCCGGUCUGUUUUUAUCUCUGAAAUGGCCGAUACAGGUUUUGGGGUUGCUUAUUGAGGUAGAAAAGAAUGAAUUUCUUAGUCAUAUAGACUGUAUUUUGCCGGUGACUUGUCGUAUCUUGCUGUCUGCUAUACAUGCAGUCACAAACAGGCAAGAGAGCUUUGAGUUCGAAUCCAUUCUUCCACUUUGGAAGGAGGCGUACUAUUCUUUAGUUAUGCUAGAGAAGAUGAUUCAUCAAUUCCAUGACUUAUGCUUUGCAAAGGAACUAGAGGGUAUAUGGGAAGCAAUAUGUGAGAUGUUGUUGCACCCACACUCGUGGUUACGCAACAAAUCAGGUCGUCUCAUAGCUCUAUACUUUGCACGUGUAACAGAUGGCAACAGAGAAAAUCAUCAAAGCUCCUUAAGUAGUUAUUUUAUGAUGAGUCCUAGUAGAUUAUAUUUAAUAGCCACUUCUCUUUGCUGCCAAUUGAAAAUGCCACUCAUAGAUGAUGCUGACAGCAACCUGAUGACGCAGAAUAUUGUCUUUGCUAUUUGUGCUUUAAUGAGGCAAACUGGCAGCAUAGAUCCAUCUGCAUUCUGGUCUACUCUUGAGAAAAAUGAGAAGAAUCGGUUUCUCAAAACUUUUGACAUGAUUAAUGCAAGAAAAGAAAGAAUCAUGUUCAUGUCUUCAUCACAAACCUCCUCCGUACGUGAAGACAUUAGUCAAGUUAAUGUUAAGAACACUCAACAUAUACUUGUAUCGUUAUUGCUCAAGAAAAUGGACAAAAUUGCUCUUCAAACAGAUGCUAUUCAGCUGGAAAUAGUCUUCAACAGUUUUGGGGAACUUAUGGCACAGAUGGAGAUGAGUAUGGACUAUGCACAUGUGGUCCUUAUACCUUUAUAUAAAGUUUGUGAAGGAUUUGCUGGAAAAGUAGUAGCUGAUAAUCUGAAAAAGCUGGCAGAAGACACCUGUGGGAAAAUAGAGAAUAUUAUAGGUACUCAAAACUUUGUGCAAGUUUAUAACCUUAUCAGGAAGAAUCUGAGUUUGAAAAGAAAUAAGAGGAAGCAAGAAGAAAAGGUGAUGGCUGUUAUCAAUCCGAUGCGAAAUGCCAAAAGGAAAUUGAAGAUUUCUGCCAAGCAUCGUGCCAACAAAAAGAGAAAGGUUAUGACUUUGAAGAUGAGGAAAUGAUUGAGGGAGUGGUGCCAUAUAGUUUGGAGGUUUUAGUGCUUGUGUCAAGGUUUUAGUACAACCAACCAAGUAUCUUACUAUCUUAUUAUAGCAAUUCAUUGUCAUCUGCUUGUUUG
This is a messenger RNA of Lathyrus oleraceus (garden pea), 1300 nucleotides long. RefSeq lists its product as uncharacterized. The record is from RefSeq and is a predicted model, not a curated record. Gene Ontology annotation, cellular component: small-subunit processome; nucleolus; 90S preribosome. The transcript has 4 exons. Bases 231 to 1184 code for a protein of 317 amino acids. NCBI's taxonomy places the organism in Eukaryota, Viridiplantae, Streptophyta, Magnoliopsida, Fabales, Fabaceae.